AUGUCUGCCUCGUCGAGGAAUCGCACAGCAAAAAGCUCUGGCGGGUCGUCGACCGCGAGAGGAGACCGCAACCAAGACGUCACAACCAUGCCACCAGUGGGCGGUGGUCGCCUGACUGUCAGUUAUGAUGCUGGUCAAGUUGCGAUUGUAUGGGAUUUGAUGACUGGCGAUGAAGUCGCCCGGUUCACAUCAUACGAGACAUUGACUGCUGCGGCUUGGAUGCGCAAUGGCAAUGUGGCUUUUGGCGAUACGCAGGGAAACAUAAUUCUCUUUGAACCAACAACAUCCCAAGCCCUUUCCUCAAGAACUCCUAAUCAAAUUGCAGUGACCGCCCUCGCGCCAUCUUCUGACUGCCGAACGUUUGCAAUUGGAUACCAGAAUGGGUCUCUGCUGGUCGCAACGUUACAACCCAGUUUCACUACCCUCCACAACUUGACGACGUCAAGGGCACCGUCGCCCAUCGUAACACUAGCCUGGCAUGCAUCGUCAUCGCGUCAAAAGUCAAAUAUGCUGGCUGUACAGACCCAUGAUGGAGACCUUCGUGUCUGGAGCGUUGCAAAGAGCUAUAGCGCAGGCGAACCAGCAAAGGUGGUCAGAAUCCUGCGUCGGAGAGAGAGCUCUGUGGCUGGCCCCAACUGGAUGGGCUGGUCCAAGAAUGGCCGAAUCAUUCAGUAUUCAGACUCGGAAACUCUUUCGUGGGACGUGCGGACCAAGCAUGUCACAUUUGACUCGAUCCCUACUCUAGAACACGUCAGAGGCUUGGCGGUUUAUGGUCCCGGAGCAUCUCUAUUCACGGUGGGACCAAACGGGACAGUGCAACAAUUUGAUCUCAACUCACCAUCCAUCAUGGUCGCAAAGAAUCAACAUCCUGCAAACCAUCUCCCACCAUCACCACCCAACUCUGUCGAGGAACUCGGUGGCAAAACUGCCAACUCUGUGACAACGAUUCAUACCUCGGAGUCGGAAUCUAGCUCGGUUCCCUUUGAAAUCGGUGUUUCAGAAAGUGACGAAGACCAAGCGUCACCAUUUGUUCGUUUCUCGCGUCGGCCCCACGUUGACUCUUCAGGAGGUGAAAUGUCUUGUGAAUCUGCGAGUCUGGUCUCUAGUCGAAGCGGCUUAUCAUCUCUGUCCAAGUCAUCCGCAAGCUCUCGUACACCAAACCAUCACCAAGGCUCUGUGAGAUCCAGGGGCAUGACUGAAUACACUUUUAUAUCGGCAGGUUCUUCGCUCAAGUCAUCAAACGUGGGACGAGACGACCUGGACAACUAUUCUUUGGGAUACUCUCUGCCUUCGAGCGUGCCUUCCAUGACUUCAUCCCGUCCGAGGCAUCGGCCGUCUCGUUUGAGGCAUGAAGUGCCAAGAAGUCCUGACGACAACAGAGUACACGACUUGUUCAAGUUCACACGCACCCGGCUGAGUGACAUCCCCUACAAGCACCCGAUGAAUGCCGAUCCUUCCCGUCUGACAAACGAUGACCUAAGGAAGCAGAUGCUGAGCACGAUAUUCGGAUGGCAUGGGUCUGUUGAGGAUUUGAUCCGGGACGAAAUGAGCCGUCAUCCAGCAGGAUCCGCCAAUCGCAUUCUGUUGGCCAAGUGGCUCGGUGAUAUGGAUGCAGACGUCAUGGUUGGCAGCUCCGAGAACAUGACCUCGUCAGACUGGAUGCUUCUCGCCCUGAGCGGCAUUGGUGGGCAGCCAUCACAGCACAAGCUUGGCCGUGCCUACGUGCAGCGGCUGCUCGAGAGCGGUGACGUGCACGCUGCCGUGACCAUCAUGCUCGGUAUGGGAGACAACAACGACGCGAUUGAAAUUUACAUCUCCCACAAGCGAUACAUGGAGGCGUUGAUCCUCACCUGCAUCGCUUUCCCCAGCGUCUGGGAACGCCAAGCCGCCAUUGUCCGUAAAUGGGGCGAGUGGGCUGUGCAGCGUGGCCAACAGCAAUUAGCCAUCAGAUGUUUUGCCUGUACGGAUCAGGAGUCCAGCGAACCAUGGACCUCUCCCUCAGCCGCCCAACUAACCUUCCAGAGUAUUGACCGCAGCAUUCCCGAGACCCUGAGCCCUCCCCUGUCUCCUCCCGAUGUGCAACGGGGUCCUCGACGAAGCGUUGCCAAGACCUCCGCCCUCAAACUCAUCACCUCUUUCGGGGAUCUGAGCGAAAAGCCCAGAUUCUAUUCACAGGGAGACGGCGGCCAGACUCCGAUCGCUGCCGGCGUGACCCCCAUUGCCGAUUCAGCCGUCUCUACAGCUGUCCAUGACGCAACGACGGCCCUUCUUCGCCCUUCUAGCAACAGCAGGUUCAACACGCCCACCUCUGCUCGUCCUGGUGGCUCCAGCUACGGGCGCGGUCGUCUUCCAUCCAUCGGGGAAACUUUUUCUGACCCGAAUUGUGAUGCUCUUCAAACUGCACAAACGAAGGCACAGGCGCCACAGGAAAGCCGGCAAGGCAGCAUGCGUAUGUUGGCUGCCGAACAAGACAAUCAAACGAUUGGCAUUUCAUCGCAACGAGCAGCGACAGCCAGUCCCAUGAUGAUGAUGAGGGACGGCUAUCGGAAAGUUGUGAGAAGCUGUGAUGGCGAACGACCACCGUCACCUAACCAAGACAUUCCGUCAACAAUGCAUGAAACCAGAUCUAAUCACAGGAACGGCUCCCGGGAUCGCAUUCCUAGAGGCAUAAACUUGGAGCUGGAGAAUUUGGAACAGCAAGCAAUGGUCGACGUCAACUGCCCAGACCCGUUCGUAUCGUCUUCUGCUCGCUUUCACUGGCCCUCUAGACGACGAGGUCCCGGCUCCGUUGCUAGCUCCAUCACCUCCAACUCAAGUGCUGGGAGAAGUCUUCGCGCGAAUCAAAGACAGCGGGACGAGUACAUUAACAGUUUCGAGGCCGCCCUCCAUUUCUCCAAGCGGAUUCGCAGCCACGGAGGGAGCAUUGAGAGGGCCAGGGAGUCGUCCCGUGAUGGCCAUGCAAGUCGAGAGAGGAGAGCAAAGUCGAGAGAGGCGUCGGAGAGACGAGGUAGAAGUUGCACGCGCGGAUGGACGAAGACAAAACAUUCACCUACAUCCCCCAUUCCCAUGUCUCCCGAGGAUCUUGCAAAAUUGUGCAUGCCCAAAUGCCUGGACAUUGGGGAACCGGUGAAUGCUGGUCAAAUCUUGGGGGGGCAAAGUUUCAAGACUGGCAGUCGAACCUCGAGCCCCGGGAUCCAACGUCGUAGCCCGGAUGGACGACCUCCUCUUCAAGAGGGCAUUUUACUUGGUAGGGGCAUAGGCCGCUAUGACGACGACGACGACGAUGACGCUCGCCAGAGCUCGCCACCUCCCCCGGUCCCUCUCUCUGCGAUUGCCGCCCUACACUAUCAAGGCUCUGAAGACGAGCAAGACUUCAAGAAGGCUAUGAUGGAGCAAGAAAUCUUCAGAGCCAAACAUGGCCGAAGCGUUAGCCGUGGGGGAAUUGGUGGCGGACUCGACGCUCCCAUGGUCGCCAAAGUCGAAUGGUCGGAGAGCUACCUGGCAGAGGCAGCCGAAGCCCCGGACAUGCUGUUCCCCGCCGUGUCUCAUGUACGGGCCGCUUCGACCGACCAGGCCGGUGACCUGCGAAAGAUGAAGGAUGAACGACAAAGAAAGAAGGAGCAGGCAGCUCGCGAACUGGAGGAGCGUCGAAAAUCCCUGGCCAAGCGUCCGCAGGCACCUCUGAUUCCGCAUCCAAACGAGUUCAACAACCCAGCGACACGCGACGGGGUCGAACUGGCAGAUGCUAGGGGCAACCGGGACCUUCCUCCUCGAUGCGCGACGGAGCCGCCAAAGAGCACGUGCGCCAUGAGCGGCCAACACGUGGGGCUCCCGGCAACUCCCAGGGCCAUGAGAUUGAUGAGGGAGGCGGAGAACAGUAGCAAGCUUACCAAGGACGCAUCAGAUGUUCCCCGCAUCUCACCUUUGUACAGCCAAAGUCAGCAUGAAGCCUCCAGGUCUUGCCCUAGAAACGAACCGGGCCUUGAAUCGUUGGCUUUGCUUCCCUCGACUGUUUAUCAGCCUCCUCCAAGGCUGGGGAUUCAUCGCAGCAUGUCUGCUCCGAUCCCCGAUGAGCCUGUUCAAGCUCGGUAUACCCGGAAAGCCAGCCUGGGUGGUGAAGUCAGGGGCAUCGAUGAGGUGAUGAAUAAUGGACAACGGCGCCGCUCCCAGGAAGAGCCGGUCCCUCCGCCCCCAGCUCCCCCAGCGCCUCCGUUGCUGAAAGAACUGCAGCAUUUGGCUAUGCCACCUCCACCUCCACCGGCGCCUUUGCCGCAUGCGAAACGCUCGAGUGAUGGAGGCGCCUUUGGUUCUGGCAUGAUUGAGAUUGUCAUGGACGACGACGACAUUGGCCCUGUCACAGCUGCUCCGAACGACGGCGUGGCUUCUGUCGCGCCACCAGCACCGCCGUCGCGAGGUCACAAUAGAGGCGGCAGUGCUGGUGACGGAGGCUUUCCAGGAAGGUUCUCCAAGACGGGCGAGCCCAUGGGAUCGGUCAGUCGCAGCCGCAAAGGUUCUGUAACAAGCACCCAAUCGCCGCCCUUGGAGACUGCCGCGGAUGCCGCGUUCCAUCAAGGCAACUGCACCCUCAGGUCACCGGUUACUAGCGUACCACCACCCAUAAUGUACGAUCCUGACGCCAUUCGAUCACCAAUCGAGCUCGGCGUAAAGCACGUGUCGACUGGUUUGGAUACAAGCGACAUGAUCUGA
Messenger RNA from Ustilaginoidea virens, 4707 nucleotides. RefSeq lists its product as uncharacterized. The record is from RefSeq and is a predicted model, not a curated record. Bases 1 to 4707 code for a protein of 1568 amino acids. Gene Ontology annotation, molecular function: transcription factor binding. Gene Ontology annotation, biological process: positive regulation of transcription by RNA polymerase II. NCBI's taxonomy places the organism in Eukaryota, Fungi, Ascomycota, Sordariomycetes, Hypocreales, Clavicipitaceae. Gene Ontology annotation, cellular component: nucleus. The transcript has 5 exons.